Anastrepha obliqua is the source of this 6438-nucleotide messenger RNA. It is a transcript of the gene Srpk79D, whose product is annotated as SRSF protein kinase 1. Gene Ontology annotation, molecular function: ATP binding; protein kinase activity. The transcript is spliced from 9 exons. NCBI's taxonomy places the organism in Eukaryota, Metazoa, Arthropoda, Insecta, Diptera, Tephritidae. Gene Ontology annotation, biological process: protein phosphorylation; regulation of mRNA processing; spliceosomal complex assembly. The record is from RefSeq and is a predicted model, not a curated record. The coding region runs from base 1172 to 4174 and encodes 1000 amino acids.
CAGUUGCUGUUGUGCGGCUAGAAUUGACGGCAUUUUAGCAAAGUAUCACGAAAUAGUGUUGAAAAUGACGUGCGAAAAAAUAAAAUAAAAUAAAAUGAAAUAAACACUAAAAUAAAUUUAAAAAAUAACAACAACAAAUCUAAGAAAUAAAUAGCGACAAACAUAAUAACGCGGCGCGCUGAAAAGCGUUCAUAGCUGGCACAGUUGAAAAAAAAAACAACAAGGAACGAAAAAAAUGGGAGAAAUGAUAUUAUUUAGUAUUUUACAUAUUAAAAAUCGCGGCUACUUCUCAUAAUUUUCGGUGCUUGGUCGUGCGCGCGUACACAUACCGUUGACGGCGUUGGCAUUGGCCAAAUCGCUCGAACGGGCACGUUAUGUAAGCAGGAUUUUUUGGAUUUUUUCACAAACCGCAAAAAAUCGCAAUAAAAAAUUUUUGUGAAUGCAUGAUUUGCAACGGUGACAAAACUCAAAAGUUCGUGAUAGUGCAGGAAUGCGAGAAAAUUCCUAAAUUGAGAAGCGAUAACGAGCAACGAAACUAAAAAGUGCGUCAAAUCGCGAAAACAAUCUGCGGCAAUCCAUGUAAAAUAUCUUAUGAAUUUAACGCAAUAACGAAGUUUUUCUCCACAUUUGAACUAACGGUUAAUAACGGUGAUAGCCGCAUAAGUGCGCAACCAAAUGUAUAAUUGUUUGUGACUAAUAUGAAAAAUAUGGAAAGUGCAACAAAUAAAUUGUCAAUUAAAAUAGUAAUAACUUCAACGCAGGCGGUUUUGAUGUGAACAGCAACAACAACAAUAAACAAUUAAACUGCGUCGUUGGUCAACGUAAGCGUCAACGUCAGCAGAAGUGCUAUAAGCGUAAAAGGGAAGCAGAAGAAGAGGAAAAAGAAGAAGAAGAAGAAAAGAAAAAUUGCGAAAUAUACAUACAGACACACAUAUAAAGUGAAAGCACAAACACGGCACGCAUAAACAUUAAUCUAUAGACAUGUAUGUAUGUAUGCACAUACAUACAUACGUACGUACAUACAAGCAAAAUAAUGAAAUAAUAAAAUGGAUUUUCACCUUAAAACCGGCGAUAAAAGGAAUCAACUAAAUUAUCGAUCGAAAAUACUGUGAAAAGUUAAGUGAAAAGUGUAAUAGCGGAAAAGUAAAAAAAAAAAAAAAAACGAAUCAAAAUGUACGACAUUCAAACGACGCUGCAUAAAAUUGCUUUAACCCUCCAACAACAGCUCAAUGCUCUCACCACCAGCAACGAAGUCGCCUCUCACAGUACGUGUGAACGGGCAGAAUUCUACAAUUUCCCCACACCAACACAGGCGCAGGAUAUUUGUCAAUCAACAGACGCACCCAACUGGAAACAGCUACACGCUCUUUAUACGCGUUACUACACACUCCUUAUGCACCACAUGUGGCCCACUUUGCUGGUCGCACUGCAUCAAUGCCACGAUGUCUAUCAGAUAACCCAGCAAUACUACACCGAAUACAGCACACGUUUGGCUCAAUGGUCCACACUGCUCGCCAGUGAUCAGUUAUUUAUGUUCGCAAUCAAAUUUUGCCUGCUAUUGCUCUUCCUCUUUCUCAUGCAUUGGAUUAAAUCAGCGAAAGCGCCCGCAACUCCCACGGCAGCAGCAGCAGCAUCGACGGUGGCAGCGAUGCCGGCAAUCAAUUUACCGCUAAUCGUUACCGACGAUCGCAUUGAAGUAUUGGAAGUGAGCGCUGCGAGUGACAUGCUGUGCUCAGUCGAUGCGCCCAGAUCACCGGCGACAUCUAUUACGCCCACCGUGACGCGUGAAUUGGUUUGUGAUUUCAAUUUCGUUUCGCCGUCAGAGUUGCGCGCUGCACUCGAGGCCGCCAAUCAGCGGAUGCUUGAGAUAGAGGAAAAGCGUCGCCGCAAACGUAUAACCAAAAAACGGAAAUGCGUUUCGGCGGGUCCGAUAUUGAUUGCGAUACGAUCGAAGAAGACACAUAAGCAUAAAAAAAGACAAGAGCAGUUGGAAUUGAAGCAGCAGCAACUAUUGCAUCAACAACAAUUGGAAUUGUUAACACCAACAAAUGUAUCACCUGUACGUUCCACAUAUCUGUCAUCGCCAACAGAAGAUGAGAACUUUUUGCCAGUGCGCAUGAAGCCGUUGGCAGUGGGUGGAGCAGCUUACGAAAUCGAGGUGGACGCGGAAACAGAAGCAGAAAUUGUAUCUUUGAUGUGUGUUUCCGAGCCUCGUGGCACAAUGAGCACCACUGAAGAGAUUUAUCCUGAUUCACCGGAUAGCAGCCUGUAUGGUUCGGAUGAGGAGCAAGAGGAUCCAUCGCAAUAUUGCCGUGGCGGCUAUCAUCCAGUAAUUAUAGGCGAUAUAUUUGACAAUCGUUUUCGUGUUGUACGUAAACUUGGCUGGGGACACUUUUCCACCGUUUGGCUAUGCAGGGAUCUCAAAGAAGAGAAAUACGUCGCCCUGAAGGUGGUGAAGAGUGCACCGCAUUAUAUCGAAACCGCUGCCGAUGAGAUACGUCUUCUCGAAGCUAUACGUGAUGCAGAUCCGCUCGAUGUAAAACGUGAGCGUAUCGUACGACUGCUCAAUCACUUUACGAUACGCGGCGUUAAUGGCAAACACUAUUGUUUGGUUUUCGAGGCGCUCGGCUGUAGUUUAUACAAACUGAUCGUGAAGAAUAACUACCAGGGCUUAGCCAUCGGCCAGGUGCGCAACAUUAUCAAACAAGUGCUGGAGGGGCUAGAUUAUUUACAUACGAAAUGUAGCAUUAUUCAUACGGAUAUUAAACCAGAGAAUAUACUGUUGGUGAUCGAUAAUGAGUCGGUGGUGAAUCAACAAAUUGACGAUGAGAUUGCAAGCUUACGCGUGAAGGGCGCUGACUUUCCAGAUUCAUAUAUAAGUUCCAUCGAGAAGCAGGCGAAGAGUCUAAGUAAAUGGCCACUGAUCGAUACAAAUGCCUCAACAACAAAUAGCACGGGCACAGCUAAUAAUUCCUCCACAUCAUCCACACCGUUGCCAACUACAGCUGUGGCUGCACUCUCAAUGACCGGUGCAACAAUAACGGCACUUAACAAGGAUGAUACGAAUUCAACAUUAAAUACAAAUACAACUACAUCAUCGCUAGCAUCUAAAUAUUCAUCCAGUUUGAUAGGCGAAAAUGAUGGUGUAGGUGGCGGUCGUACAGGUACGGAUAGUCCUUCAAUAGGCGGCGGUUCGACAUAUGCGACAACGGGCAAUAUGAAUAAUCGUUAUCGAGCCGAGAAGAAAAUCACUGCCAAGUCGGUCGAUGGUGACGGCAAUAUUGGUGACACAACAACCACUAGAACAACAACAACAACAACAACAACUACCACCGAAGCGAUCAAUGGCAUCGAAAUAUUAAGUUUAUUAAGUACAAAAAGCGAAAAUCUCGACGUGAAUAAUGCGUCAUCUCAAAUUACUCAAAAUACCCAAGCACAAGCACCACAACAACAACAAAAACACCAACAACAUUUAAUAUCACCCACAUCACAAGCACUUUCACUAGCUUUACCAACACAAGCACAAUCACCAUCAAUACAAAAGCAACAACAACAAUCAACAUCACAAAAUAACAACGAAGAUGUUAAAAAUAGCAAAAAUGCCGAUACCGAAAAGACCCAGUCCUACACGAAUGCCAUACAAGCGUUGAUCAACAAUACGAAUGUGCGCGUUAAAAUUGCUGAUUUGGGAAAUGCCUGUUAUGAUUAUCAUCAUUUCACCGAAGACAUACAAACGCGACAAUAUCGUUCCAUAGAAGUAUUGCUUGGCGCACCAUACAAUUUCACGGCCGAUAUUUGGAGCACCGCUUGCCUCGCUUUCGAAUUAGCAACCGGUGAUUAUCUGUUCGAUCCACACGCUGGCGAAAAUUACUCACGCGAUGAGGAUCAUUUGGCGCACAUUAUUGAACUAUUGGGCACGAUACCGCCGUCCGUGAUAUUUCGUGGCAAGCAUGGACUCAAAUACUUUACUAGUUAUGGCAGCUUACGAAACAUCACGAAAUUGAAGCCAUGGAGUCUAUUAAACGUACUCAUCGAAAAAUAUGACUGGGAUCCCAUGGAGGCGAAAAAAUUCUCUGAUUUUUUACUACCGAUGCUUGAAUACAAUCCCGUUAUACGCGCCUCAGCGGCCGAAUGUCUAAAUCAUCCAUGGCUCGAGCAGGAAGAAUUCGUUUGAAAGGUAGUCAUCUUCGUUUCACUUGUUGACUGAUUGCUAAGCUGAAACGAACGAACGCAUACACGCACACGAAUGACGUUACAUAGUUACAUACAUGCAUAGAUGGGAGUAGAAAUGCAAACUAACGGCGAAGCUCAGCUGAAGACAGGGCCGAGAGAGAGACUUAAAGAUUCUCACAUUAUUACUUAAGCGUUAAGAAUUUACAUACAAUACAAAGAGAUAAAUUAAAAAUAAAAACUUAUAAAGUAGGCAUUAAAUAAUUUUUUAAUAUUUAAUGAUGAAGUAUAAAUGAAAAUAAAAUAAACUUAAAAGCGUAGCAUGCAAUAAUGAAGAGAAAUAAAAAUAUGACAACAACAACAAAAACAUUUGAGAUAACAGAAUUUAAGAAAAUGGUAAUGAAAUGGUGGAAAAAAGUAGGUGGUAAAAAAGUAUGUUUGUUAAAGUAAGUUUUCUAUGGGCGAAUAAAAAUUGAGUGUAACAUUAAUGGAAGUCUGAAGAAGAAAGUAUGAAGAAGGAAGUAUAAAGAAUAAAAAACACAUUUUAAAUAAAAGACAAUUGCAAAAUCCCUGUAGGAUACCCUAACGACUUAUAGCCAUACAUACAUACAUACACUCACAUACUUGCAUACAUAAACAUUUACAUGAAUUAUUAAAAAUAGCAUAAACUUCAAAGAAUUUUGGAAUCUGCAUAUGCCUAACUGACUGACUUAUUUUUCAUAAAAAACUUAAUAAAACUCGUAACUUAAUACAAAUAAAGGAUUAAAUAAACAGUAAAUAAAUAAAUAAUAUGAUGGGAAAGUAAUCAUUAGAACUAUUUCAAAAUAAGCAAAAUGUUUACAUAACCAAACAAAAAAUAUUUUAAAUUGAUGCAUAACAAAUGAGCAUUUCGCACAAUUCGUAAGUAAGAUUGGACAUCAGUAAGUAAAAAGGCUGGCAACUUUACAUUGUAAGCGCCAGUAAAAUUUUUAACAUUUGCAAAUUAAUUUCCAAAUUACAUAUUGACAUUUAACGAGAACAAAAUCACUGAAAAAUGGUCAACACUAAUAACUAGCGCUAAAAUAACUGAACAAUCCAAUAAAUUCAAGUUGAAGAAAAUCUGAAAUUUGUUCAUACAUACUCGUACAAACCGUAUACAUAUUGAAGUACGAGUAAUAUAAGCCAUACAGAAAAAUAAAAAUUAUAUUAUAAAUAGUCUCUUAGCUUAAACAAGGUAAAGCGAAUAACUGAUUUCGUGGGUGCAUGACACAAUUUUUCGAACCACUUUAAAAUAGAAAAACGAAACUACAAUACAAAACUGUAAAAAUUAUACAUGCAUACAUGCAUAAUGCAUAAGCCAGAAUAUGUAAUUCAUAGUUCAUAAAAAAAUUGUACCGUACAUAAUUAAUCUAAAAUGUAUCUCUGCCCUCAUGAAAUGGGAGCAAGCGCAUACACGAUGCUUCUUCUUGUUGUCCUUACCCAUAGAAAACGAUUGCAGUGCACAAUGCUAUUAAAGCUUAGCUAGUUGCUUUAAUUUGUUUUAGAAGUUCAAUAAAAAAGAAACCUCUUUUAUUGAUUUAGCACAAAAAAUAGAAAACAAAAAAUAGGCACAUAAACUCAUUUCAUUGCAAUUCAAACGUUUCAGUGCGAGAAAACCCUCAUUGAAGAGGUGUGUUCAGUGGCCGCUGCACUUAGUUCGUACAUUUGACAGCACUUCACCAAUGAAAAAGACGCGUUGUUAGUAGCCGAGCAUCCGCCGGAUACUUCGUAUAAUUUUCGUUGCUAUGAGUCGGUCUAAUCGAUCUAUGUAUAUUUAAAAAUCGUAUUUAAAAACAAGCGUAAGUACUUAUUAACUUGCGAAAAUGUGAUUUUAUUUUUAUAAAAUAGUUGUUGAAUGUUUUCAUUAUCAAGCAAUGAGUAUUUUUGGCUACAAAUAGCUAAAAGGCUAACGUGGCGUACUCGGCAUGCCAAUAUGGACGCCGAUGCAUGAAAACCCGAAGUCUAAAAUGCAGUGAGUUGUGAAAGUUCAGUUUAACUUGAACUUGUCUGAAUUAAAUUUGAAAUUUCAAGGUGUGCAAGUGAUGCCUAGUUAUGAGUGGAUUUGAUUGCCUUUAUUGGCAUACUUAGUAAUGGUUGGUUUUUUUUGCCUUUAUUGCACACUUGUCGAAGUUGGCAAUUGGUAUUGAAUAAAAAAUAUCUUGGGUCCGUUCGUAUGCAACUAAAGAUGCCACAUAGCAAAAAUAUGCAAACGUCACUCUUAAUUUGUUUUAUGAUUAUUUCUGUUAUGCU